Molecule: messenger RNA, 348 nt
Organism: Phyllostomus discolor (pale spear-nosed bat)
Lineage: Eukaryota; Metazoa; Chordata; Mammalia; Chiroptera; Phyllostomidae
Product: SLC35A4 upstream open reading frame protein-like
Exons: 4
Coding region: 1-348 (115 amino acids)
Source: RefSeq, a predicted model, not a curated record
AUGGCGGAUGACAAGGAUUCUCUGCCCAAGCUUAAGGACCUGGCGUUUCUCAAGAACCAGCUGGAGCGCCUGCAGCAGCGUGUGGAAGACGAAGUCAGUAGUGGUGUGGGACAGAACCUUGAGAAAGUCUUUGGAGAGAAUACUACAGCUUUCCAGAGUAAGGGGGAGCAGGUGGUGGGCCACUGCUUCCUGGCCGGCUAUGUGGUGGCCAAACUGAGGGCAUCCGCAGUAUUGGGCUUUGCUGUGGGCACCUGCACCGGCAUCUACGCGGCUCAGGCAUAUGCCGUGCCAAAUGUGGAGAAGACAUUGAGGGACUAUCUGCGGUCGCUGCGCAAAGGGCCUGGCUAG